AUGCGCAUCCGCAAAGCCCCCGCAGGCGCCUUCGUGGUAAUAUGUCUGCUUGCGUCGGCUGCCGGCUUUGGCCGCUCGCAGCUGCCGCAAUACAAGCAGAGUGACAAGGUCCUUCACUUUGUCACUUUUUUCCUGCUCACGCUAUGCUUCUACUGGAUUGUGGAAACGAACCGCCGCCGCGUCAUCCAGAUGACCUUGUUUGUCUGCACACUGGCACUUGGCAUCGGCUCCGAAAUCAUCCAAAGCCUGCUCCCCAAUGACCGCAUGUUCGACCCCUUCGAUAUUCUGGCCAACAUAGUCGGUUCCGUCGCUGCCGUCCUGCUCAGCAGCUGGUACCACAAGCGCAUGCUCGAGCGCAAGCGCCGCGCGAAACACUACCAGGCCGUCCCUGGCGAGGAUCUGGACGUUGAACUGGGCGAGAACGUGCAUAACGGUGGCGAAGGCGGCCAGGAAUCCGGCGUCGUUCGCGAGGGCAUGACCGUCGAGGAGGAACUGGACAACUGGGACGAGAACGCCGAAGACGACUGGGCGCCUGAGGAGCCCAACGGCGGUGCCGACACUGCGCAGGCUGGCAAGAGCGACGCCGCUGCGGAGCAGAGCGCCAAAAAGCGGGACGACUAA
This is a messenger RNA of Lasiodiplodia theobromae, 621 nucleotides long. RefSeq lists its product as uncharacterized. The transcript has 4 exons. Bases 1 to 621 code for a protein of 206 amino acids. The record is from RefSeq and is a predicted model, not a curated record. Lineage: Eukaryota; Fungi; Ascomycota; Dothideomycetes; Botryosphaeriales; Botryosphaeriaceae.